UUAGUGGAAGAAAAUUCCUACAAUCCUGACCAAGCAUUUUCAUUUACUUUUUACAGGGACCAAUGUGAUGAAAUUAACCAUGAAAAUGGUUUUGAGCCUAGCAAUACUUCUGAUUUAAGAAAGAAAAAACAAGCGAGACGUCCAAUGUCUCCACAUAGUUCUGAUGGAGAGGAAUAUGUUGUAGGCUCUGUAGUUCAAGCUGGUUGUAUUAGUUUUCAGCCUCAUGUAAUUCUGGAUGCAGAACAUGGCAGUCAACAAGCAGAUGAGACACAGCCAGUACUCCUUGACGGGGAAAACAGCAUUAAGGAGCAAGAUAGGAAUAAUGAGAAUGAUAAUAAUCAGUGUUUUAAGGUUGAUGGUGCUGCUAUUUCUGAUGGGAUAUUGCCACUUCCAAAACUGGAAGUGAUAUCUUCACCUGUCGACAUAAAAAAGCCUUGUAAACACAUCAUACAUUUUGCAAUCCUUCCCCCUCUACGUCGUUUACCAGUGAAAGGUGACAUACUGGCAUAUCGCUAUGUCGAACCAUCAUCGUCGGUGUACCCUCAACUUUCGUCUCCUCAAGUUGGAGAAGUUUCAUCAUUUGACCACAAAACUCUUCAAAUUCUAUUGCUCCCGGUGUUAGAUUAUGUGCUCAUGUCGGAAGAGAAUUCACAUGGGAUCGGUGUUCAACCAAAUGCUUCUCGAUACAAAGAAGAUGGUUCGUUAGAGAUUGAGUAUUUGUCACUUGUUGAUGUCCGAAUGGUGAAAGCUCAUGGCCCAGAAGAAGAAGAAAAACCUUGUCAAGAUGAUCAAGCUAGGAAAGAUAAGUGGGAAGAAGCUUUGGUUAAGGGAAGCGGGAAUGAGCCUAAUGCUCCCACUGCAGAGCACGGAAAUAACUGGGCCCAGUGGAUUCCUAACAAGAGCGUCAAUGCAAUGCCUGGACCUUUCAAACAAUAUAAUCCUCCAUUUCCAGCAGGAAGGGGCAGAGGAAGGGCUAAUCGGGGUCCAUACAGAGGCAUGAACAAUAGGAUUCCAAACAUGAACAAUCGGGCUCCUAUUAGAAACAUUGCAGCUUGGAAUCCAAACAUGGGCAACGCCGGAUUCACUGCAAUUGAAGACGCCGAGACACUUAAUUGGUCAUACAGACCAUCAGGGUUGCCCUUUCCCUGGGAGCAUCAUUAAAACACUAUUUUUUUUUCCAGCUGGAAGCAGUGAGCCAUUUGUUCUUGAACCAUAGACCCUGGCUUUAAUGUUGGUUUUGUGAAUAGGAUAUGCUUCUUGGACAUGAGUUAUUGCAUGUAUGAAGUUGAAGAAGCUAAUGUUUUGUUCAAUUUUGGUACAUCUUAAUGAUGUGUAUUAUCACAAUGUGAUCUUAAUCAUGGUUUAAGUUUUAGUGAUUUAUGUUUGA
Molecule: messenger RNA, 1387 nt
Organism: Dendrobium catenatum
Lineage: Eukaryota; Viridiplantae; Streptophyta; Magnoliopsida; Asparagales; Orchidaceae
Exons: 9
Coding region: 145-1161 (338 amino acids)
Biological process (GO): spliceosomal snRNP assembly
Cellular component (GO): Cajal body
Molecular function (GO): U1 snRNA binding; U2 snRNA binding
Source: RefSeq, a predicted model, not a curated record